AGCUAUUUUUCAGUCUAGAUUCUUCGUUGCAAGAAUAGAGUAUACAUUUUUUAAAAGUUUAUUUUCUAUAUUUUAUUGUUACUAAUCUGAAAUAAAAAUGGGAACCGUUAACAAUCCAGAAGUGCCGUUUUUAUACUCGAUUCCAGGAAGUCUUCACCACGGCAGCAAAAUUGAAAUUGCUGGUCAAAUGCUUGACAGUGAAAGAUUCCGUGUGGACCUUAAAACCGGUUCCCAUGUUCCAGAUAACGUCGACGAUAAUACCGAUGAUGAUGUGAAUUUUCAUCUGAGCGUACGUCCACUCUAUGGAAUUUCUCGAAAUCAUAUGACCGAAGAUGGAUGGGGGGAAGAGGAACACGACGAUGAAUGUCCUAUUGCACAUGGUGCAGAGUUUAAAAUGGUUAUUUUGGUUGAAGAGGACAAGUUCAAAGUUGUCAUAAAUGAUUUGGAUUUCUGUGAUUUUCAACAUCGUAUGCCAUUAUCAUUGGCAAAAUUCCUUUACAUCAAUGGCGAGGUUAAAAUUCAUUAUAUCAAAAUUGAAAAUGUAGCUUAAACAAUUCACCCUCACCGCUUAUAUCGUCCAUAACUGUCAACCAAUUUGAUGAUUCAGAUAAUUCGAUCGAACAUUUUAUUUAUUAUAAUCAAUAGGUGUCUAAAACGUGCCACAUCAAGCAUCAAUGUGUGCAAACAUUAACUGUUGACAUCUAUUAUUUGUUAUUCGAAAUAAAACAGGACGGAAAAACUUUCAAUCAUACGGACUUGAUGUAAAAAAUGAAUAAAAAAUAAAGCGAAUGCCUCAUCAGUUUAUCAAUAAUAAA
Molecule: messenger RNA, 815 nt
Organism: Contarinia nasturtii (swede midge)
Lineage: Eukaryota; Metazoa; Arthropoda; Insecta; Diptera; Cecidomyiidae
Product: galectin-9-like
Exons: 5
Coding region: 98-550 (150 amino acids)
Molecular function (GO): galactoside binding; carbohydrate binding
Source: RefSeq, a predicted model, not a curated record